Molecule: messenger RNA, 264 nt
Organism: Saccharomyces paradoxus
Lineage: Eukaryota; Fungi; Ascomycota; Saccharomycetes; Saccharomycetales; Saccharomycetaceae
Gene: DPA10
Product: Dpa10p
Exons: 1
Coding region: 1-264 (87 amino acids)
Source: RefSeq, a predicted model, not a curated record
AUGUCACUAAGAAAUAUAUCGAUGAUCACAAAAAAUUUACAAACAACUGCAAAGUGUUUUGUUCCAAAAAGCUCACCUACAUCAACAACUAUUCCAGUUAUAAGGGAUGCUAGUACUACUCAAAGUCGCAGAAUAACAACCGUCGUCAAUAUUACAAGUCUGAAAGGAUAUUCUCCAGUUUCAAAAACAGUUCAUGACAAGCCAAUUGUUAUUUGUACUGAUAACGAAGAGGUAGAGACUGUAUCGGAACACGUAAAGGUCUGA